CCCGCCCUCGUUUCUUCAACGCUCUGCUCUGGCCGGGUUACGCAGCCGCCGUCGCCGGCAGGAGCAGUAUAGUUAGCAAGGGCUUUUUGACAGCCGUCCCCGGAGAAUCCGCGGCAGCUCCGGUUGGGUAAUUGGGAGCGGAGGGACGGCAGAAGUCCGCAAGAAACACCCGGACGCGGGAAGCAAAACGGGGUGUGCGUUUAUGCGAGCGCUUGCGCUUGGGUGGAAUAUGGAGAAGCCGAAGUAAAAUCGGGAAAGAAAGAGACGAGUUUGCAGAGAGCAGGGAAGAGGCAGAUCGCUAGCAAAAUUAACAGGAAAUGGAGGGAAAAAGCAGAGCAUUGGCCAACAAGACGCAGAGCUCAACGCUGAGUUUCUUCAUUCGGCGGAGCGCCCCGGACGGCUUCGGAUGUACCGCGCGAGGGCUUAAUGCCUUGUAACCAGCUUUGGUGCCUCCUCGGGACGUGGGAAUUAGUGGCUUAGAUUUCCCACCGCUUUUGUGAUCAACGGAGAUUGCGGCAUGAGGCAUAAGUAGCACCGAAAGUUCCUGCGGGUGGGGGCAAGGCGAGGCUACCGGGAUCAUGGCAAACCCUGCCGGCUUGGACUCCGCCACGGUGGAAGGUUUCUUAGACAGACACCCGGAGCUGGUGGAGAAGUGGCUGAAGAGGAGAACCGCCUUUCUUAGUAAAGGAGCUCCCGCGGGAUCGCCUGACUUCGGCGACGGCGGGGCGGUAAAGCAGCCAAGCAGACACCACAACGGUCUCUCGCCGCGGAGCAGUUCCUCUUCCACAGUCUCCCCUGGCCCGGAGCCGACGGCCGGCGGGCUGCUGCAACACCGAGGGUCCCAGAAAGAGCUGAGGAAAAGUUUCGCGCGCUCCAAGGCGAUCCACGUGAACCUGACUUACGACGAGCACCUCCACGCCAGGGCUCAGGAGCCGCUGAGCAGCGCGAGGAGAAGGGCGCUGCUGAGGAAGGCCAGCUCCCUGCCGCCCAGCACGGCGCACCUGCUCAGCGCCCUGCUCGAGUCCCGGGUCAACCUGCCCCAGUACCCGCCCACCGCUUUGGACUACAAGCGCUACCUGAAGCAGCACAACGAGCGGCAGUUCUUUCUGGAGCUCGUCAAGGACAUUUCCAACGACUUGGACCUCAGCGCCCUCAGCUACAAGAUCCUCAUCUUCGUCUGCCUUAUGGUGGACGCCGAGAGGGGCUCCCUUUUCCUGGUGGAAGGCGGCGGCGGCAAGAAGAGCUUGGUCUCUAAGGUCUUCGACGUGCACGGCGGCGCCCCCGUCCUGCCUUGCUACAGCACGGAGAACUCCAACGAGAUGCAGCUGCUCUGGGGCAAAGGCACCGUCGGUUAUGUGGCCGAGCACGGUGAGACCGUCAACAUGCCCGACGUUUACCAGGACCACCGCUUUAAUGACAAGAUCGACAAACUGACAGGAUACAAGACCAAGUCAUUGCUCUGCAUGCCUAUAAGAAACAGCGAGGGUGAAACCAUUGGAGUUGCACAAAUGAUAAAUAAAAGUCCUGGAGGUAUUCCUUUUACUGAUGAUGAUGAAAAAGUAAUGGAAAUGUACCUUCCCUUCUGUGGUAUUGCCAUAUCCAAUGCUCAAUUGUUUGCUGCUUCCAGGAAGGAGUACGAUAGAAGCAGAGCCUUGCUGGAGGUGGUUAAUGAUCUCUUUGAAGAACAGACAGACUUGGAGAAAAUUGUGAAAAAAAUUAUGCAUCGAGCCCAGAAUCUACUCAAGUGUGAGCGUUGUUUGGUAUUGCUUCUUGACGACAUUGAAUCACCAGAGGUAAAAUUUACCAAGUCCUUUGAAUUGAUGUCUCCAAAGUGCAUUGCUGAUACAGAAAAUAGUUUCAGAGACAAUUUGGAGAAACCAUCAGCAUCUUAUUCAGACUGGCUAGUAAAUAAUAGCAUUGCUGAACUUGUAGCUUCCACUGGUCUUCCAGUGAACAACAGUGAUGCAUAUCAAGAUCCUCGCUUUGAUGCAGAAGUUGAUCAGAUGUCUGGCUUUCAUAUAAGAUCUGUACUCUGUGUACCUAUAUGGAAUAACAGUCACCAAAUAAUUGGGGUUGCUCAGGUGCUGAAUAGACUUGAUGGAAAACCUUUUGAUGAUGCUGAUCAGCGACUCUUUGAGGCUUUUGUUAUAUUUUGUGGCUUGGGCAUCAAUAAUACUAUUAUGUACGACCAAGUGAAAAAGUCCUGGGCAAAGCAGUCUGUGGCUCUUGAUGUGCUGUCUUAUCAUGCAACGUGUUCAAAGGCAGAACUUGACAAAUUUAAGACAGCAAACAUCCCUCUGGUGUCAGAGCUUGGUAUAGAUAAUGUCCACUUUGAUGAUUUCUCCCUUGAUACGGAUACCAUGAUAGCAGCAGCCCUCCGGAUGUUCAUGGAGCUUGGAAUAGUUCAGAAAUUUAGAAUUGACUAUGAGACACUGUGUAGGUGGCUUUUGACAGUGAGGAAAAAUUACCGAAUGGUUCUGUAUCACAACUGGCGGCAUGCUUUCAAUGUGUGCCAGCUCAUGUUUGCCAUGUUAACGACAGCAGAAUUUCAGAAGAUUCUGACAGAAAUAGAAAUUUUAGCUUUGAUUGUUGGAUGUUUAUGCCAUGACCUUGAUCACAGAGGAACAAACAAUGCAUUUCAAGCUAAAAUUGGUUCUGCUUUAGCUCAGCUCUAUGGGACAUCUGCUACUUUAGAGCAUCACCAUUUCAACCAUGCUGUAAUGAUUCUUCAGAGUGAGGGUCACAACAUCUUUGCUAAUUUGUCCUCCAAGGAUUACAGUGAUCUUAUGCAGCUUCUGAAGAAGUCAAUAUUGGCAACAGACCUCACUCUCUAUUUUGAGAAGAGGACUGAAUUUUUUGAACUUGUCAACAAAGGAGACUACAAUUGGAAUGUUAAAUAUCAACGAGAGGUAUUCCGAUCAAUGCUAAUGACAGCCUGUGACCUUGGAGCUGCAACUAAACCAUGGGAGAUUUCAAGACAGGUAGCUGAACUGGUAACAAGUGAGUUCUUUGAACAAGGGGACAGGGAGAGAUCUGAACUGAAACUCACACCUUCUGCUAUAUUUGAUCGGAACAGGAAAGAUGAACUGCCUCGAUUACAGCUGGAAUGGAUUGAUAGUAUCUGCAUGCCUCUCUAUCAGGCCUUAGUGAAAGUGAAUGGAAAACUGAAGCCUAUGUUGGACUCUGUGGUGGCCAACAGAAAAAAAUGGGAGGAAUUGCACCAGAAAAGAUUGCUUUCCCAGACAACAUCCAACUUAGCCAUGUCUCCGGAGAGCAUAAAAUAAGUCUACAUCUGUUUCCUGUUCCUAGGAUAAGAGAGUCAAAAGAAUGCUUAACGUUUCGUCUCACAGUAUUUAAUCAAUAAUAUAAGGCAGGCAAGAACAUAUGUAAUGUCAGUGAAAACACUCUGGCUGGCCAGGCCUUAGCUUUUCCUACAGGCCAAGACUUGGUCUGAGGGGAGAAUCUACAGGGAGACGUUGGGUUGGGUUCUUGCAGUAAUCUGGAAAGCUUGGCCGAGUCCAGAUCGUGUCAGCUUCUUUCAGUAACUCUUAAGAAAAUUGGCAAAUAUGGUCACAAAGGAUUCAUAUAAGUGGAACUAAUGGUUCAGUAAAAUUAAUAAAAGUGAGCUGUGGCUGAUUUUAAAGAAAAUGCUGAAGCAUUUUCAAGAGACUCUGAAAAAAGGGAGAAUUUUUGUAAAAAUAUUUUGAGAUUGCUUCUUUCCAGCUUUUAUUAGUAUGAAUGGUUAUUCCUGCGCUUGUGAAAUUUGUCUUUUUACCCCUUUUAUGUUCUAUUUGGUUUAUUCAGCGAUGCCUGCUUUAUAUUCUGAAGAAAUAUGUUUUUUUACAACAAGCCUCGUAGGAUUCAACAGGGCUUUUAGAAUUGUCUCUCUUCGCUGUAUUUAAGGGAGGGGAAAUGAACUUUAUUACAUUUGAAAAGACAAACCUGCUCUGGCUUCCUUGAUUUCAUAUUAGCAACCAAAUUUGAAUUGCUCUGCAGGCAGAAGCUUAUAUAAAGGUAAAAUUCUGCAUGUUUCUUUUAGAAUUCCUGUAAUAAUUUAAUUUUUAAAGCUGCUUUGCACAUCUAAGAAGAGAAUCAGUGGUAUAUCAAGAAAACUGUCUAACAAAAACAAAACCUUGCCUUGGGUAGAGAACUUGCACUAUAGGAUAUGAACGUAGCUUUCUAGUACAUUUUCAGAAAAUUAUUAUUUUUAAGUCUGAUACGACACUGGAUGAUAAUAUGAAAAGAGCAAUGACUACCUCUGCUUUUUCUAGCUAUUUUCUUACACAUGUUAAUCUUUCUUAGUUAACAAAAAUUAAGUCACCAUUGCAUGUGCUCCAAUUAUUAUUAUUUUUUUGCAUGUUGGCAAUCCUUGAUUUAUAAAAUAUCUGCAGUGGAAAUGAACUCACUUCUGUUAAUGAAACAUCAAAUUUAUUUCAGCACUGGCAUGGCAAGUUACUGGAUUUCUAUUCCCUAAUGAGGUGUGGAAUUACAUCUAUAUUCCAUUCUCAUUGCCAGGUGGUCUAUAGAUAAAUUGUGCUUGCCCCAGGAAGGAUGUUGUACACAUGUCCAGCCGCAACGCAGUCAACACUUACUGAAAAGGUUUGUGAGCUGAGAACACCUGAGUCCAAACAAUGUGCAUGCCUAACAUGACAGCCUUUGUCAUAUGAAUUGGCAUGUAGUUAGGAUCCCAAAGUGCAGGAACAAAGAGAAGAUGGCUGGCUAUAAUUUCUGCUACCCUAUUAAACCCCUGCCAAAGAUCAUUUGGAAGUAAAAGAUCUCUAGCUACUUAGAAGAAUCCUUACAGAAGAAGGUGUUUGUAAAAGCAAUAUUAUUGCAUCCCUUCCCUUUCAGAACUUGCAGAAUUUAGAUCGCACAAAAGACGACUUCUAAAGGGAAAAAAGUGAAAUAUAUAUAUAAUGCUAUCAGAAAUCAGGCAAACUGUCUGGAUUAAAUCAAUUUAUGAGAGCAGUUGAAACAAUAAUGAAUAAAAGAAUAAUAGAGAAUCAGAAUUUUAUAUAAUUCUUUAAUAGCAAAGAAUCCUGGUUGGGAUGAGAAAAGCACUCUCCUGAAUUUACAAGAAUAAUUUUAAGGCAGAAGACUCACAACUUCCAUCUCUGCAUCUGCUGUACAACUGAAUCACUUGAUUUGAGGUUGGUAGGAGCUUGAUAGUGAAAGCUCUAAUAUGAUAAAAGGAGGGAUCCUUUUAUCAUUUCCUUAUAUCUGAAAGGCUUCCCAUUCAAGAUCCAGCAGAUUCUGAAUGUCAUCUGAGAGGUUCUGUGUCGAGUUUGAAUGGGAGGGGAGGAUUUAUGUCAACCGCAACAGUAGCAUUUUAUUAUUUAACAGAAAUAAGUGGCCCAAUGUAAUUAUUUUAGGGGACCUAUUCAAGGGCACUAAGGUCUGAUCAUUUACCCAAUUUCAGCAGUGGAAAUAAGCUAUUUCUCUUAGUGUAGCCAAACCUCUGGCUCUGCUAAGCCCUGGUACAGGAUGGGAAACCCAACACCUUCCAUAAAUUGUAAGAUACAACCACCAUGGUCUUGCUGAUUGAGCUGUGGUCCAAACACCUAAAGGACACCACAUUGCUUAGCAUGUAAAAUGUAGCGAGGCUCUCCAACAUUUCUCAAGGGUAGAUAAAGGAAGCAGAUGUCCCUGAGAGCUGGAUGGAAAAACAUUUGACUUGAUAUUCUCUUUCACUAUGGUUUAGGACUUCCAACCUUGAACAUUUCAUAGAUAGACAGGAAGGAAAUGGUUCUGCAAAGGUUCUUUUUCAUUUCCUCACUCAGGAAACCUAUAGUAUAGUUAGGGACGGGUAAUCUCUUAUCUAUGCCUUUUCUUUUAAUUCAAAAUUUAAUUCAAAUCACACUGCUAAUGGCUUAAUUACACCGAUGUUCUCUUCUCUUUCUCUCCAUUCAUACCUCAUUUCAUAGCUCCUGGAAGUCAUUAAAUGCUUGUCAAACUUCUGAGGGAAUUUUAAAACAUUGUUUUUUCUUACUACUGGCAAACUUUAUUGAGUUUUUCAGAGUGAAUAGAAAUGAAGUUGUUUAGCCUAAAGUUAAAUAUAUUGUUGUAAUGGAAUUUUUGCAAUUACACCCAUCAAGAUUUAGGCAGGAAACCAUUUAAAUGCUGUGAAUCCCUCACUUAUUUGCUAAGGAAAAGUACAAGCAAAAGAUCCAAUGGCUGCUUUACAGGAGUUUUAUUUCAAAACAAUAAUUAAGGGAAAUAUUUUCCUUAACCUCGUAUAAAUUACAGUGCAGAUCUAUUGAACGAUAAUGUAUAGGUAAAACACUGAGGAUAGAUGUGAAGCCUGUCACUAUUUACUUUUUUAACUAAAAUGAAAGCAUUCACCUAAAUAGAAUCUGUCACAAUGCAAAAGGACUUCCAAUGUGAAAUGUUUUCAAAUAUUUCUUGGUUCCAAACAUGCAUACAAAAAAAUACUUGGAAAAUAUGCCUUUCCCAAAUCCUAUCAGGAAACUAUAUACACAUAUAUACAUGUACAUAUAUAUGAAACUGCAUAACGAAAUAGGGAUUCUCAUUUUUUUUAAAAAAACUAUAAAAUGCAUGAAAUUAAAGGAACAUACUGAGAAAUGUUAGUGAUACCGGCCUAGCCCAGAUGUGGACUGAACUAUUUAUACAAUGGAGGGGUAUUUCCUUUGGCAUAAACAGAGCAGAUGGAAUCAUUUGCCUCUAAAAUAUGUUAUACAUCUACUAUAAAUUGAUUACUUUUCAGUUAAACAAUACUGGUAUAAUCAUGAAAAAGUGGCUUCUCUGACUCUGGAUGUUAGUAAUCUUGGCACUUUGAAUGCCGCAAAUGCAUGCUGAGCUGCAUAAUACAUAUUUAUUAAAUUUAGAGUUUCUGAGUCAUAGAACUACUUGACUCAAAUAAAUGCAAGAUUGUCUUGAAAAACACUUCAAAUAGAAUAUAAUUUUAAUGGAAAAACUAGUUUUUCCCUUUAUAGGGAAUUAAUUCUGAUUCUCUAGCAGGUACUCUAGGUAUCUGCCAUCUUCUACAUAAAUAUCUUAAGCACAAGAUUCAGAAAGCAAAUUAUUUAUUAUAUCACCCAUUUUGAAAUUGUAGUAGCAUUUUGUAUUUCUAGGAACAUGACAAACAAUCUGAAUCCUAAAUAUAAUCUAAUCUGAUCUCUACAACACUUUAUCUUAUCAAUGACAUACAUGGAUCCCAUAACUAGACCUGAUCCAUUUUUAAAAGCUUUCUCCCAACCCUGGUUAUUAGUACUAUUCACUUAGAUGAGUCUUCUGGAGAAGUUGAAAGCUUUUCCAUUCUGUGACAUUUUCAGUCAGUUAUAAUGCAAAUGUUACCCCCGCUCUUAAUAUUUUAGAAGAACAUGUUACUUGAACAAAAUACAAGAUGAUGGAACUUCUCUGUUCUUUUUCCAGGGGGAAUAGGACACGUAAGGAAAGGGAAGAUCUAUGUUAUUGUCUAAAAUAAAUACUUGUAGUCUUUUAACUUGUUUCUGUUAUUCCUCCUCCACUUUUCUUUUUCCUCAGUAAUAAAUAAAAAGGUGGGAUGGCAUACUU
This is a messenger RNA of Pantherophis guttatus, 7533 nucleotides long. It is a transcript of the gene PDE11A, whose product is annotated as phosphodiesterase 11A. The record is from RefSeq and is a predicted model, not a curated record. Gene Ontology annotation, biological process: signal transduction. Gene Ontology annotation, molecular function: protein binding; 3',5'-cyclic-nucleotide phosphodiesterase activity. Lineage: Eukaryota; Metazoa; Chordata; Lepidosauria; Squamata; Colubridae.